UGUGAGUGUGACCUGGCUGGCCAUCUAUCACAUGUGCAAUGUGUCAGUGCAAUGGGCCUGCUGAUCUGUGUCAGUUUUGGAGGUGGUGUGUUGUAUGUAGUGUGUGUGUGUUGCCUACUGUCACAGCAUUUUAUCUCCCCCCAUUACAUGGGGAAUUCCAGCCUGGGAUUUGUCAGAGUGUGGAUCCAUCAUCCUCCACUCACUGCAACCGUCACCCUGCCAUUGCCAGCCACAGAUACAGUCUGUCCAUGACACUGAUUUUGUCUUUAAUAUUGGUGGUGCUUAUGGUACUU
Molecule: messenger RNA, 293 nt
Organism: Staurois parvus
Lineage: Eukaryota; Metazoa; Chordata; Amphibia; Anura; Ranidae
Source: the annotation of a GenBank genome assembly